AUGGUUGGCCUUAUCGGGCUCUCUCUGGCUCGUGAAAUUACAUUUCCACCAGUGCAACAUCCUCUGGGAGUCGAGACGGAAGCGCCAGGACUUAGCGAGGACAUUUCUCUCGCGAAGUUUGCUGGCUUGACUACUUUUGCGAAUCUGCCGUAUGUCCACUGUCUCUCGUCUAAUAAAGAAGUGGAACCUUACGACAUCGCAAUACUGGGCGCGCCCUUCGACACUGGCGUCACUGCCCGUCCGGGAGCUCGGUUUGGCCCUCUAGGUAUCCGAGAGGGAUCAAGACGCAUCUCGCCAGCUUUCGGAUACUCGGUAUACACAGGCCAAAAUCCGUUUGACCAGGGUUUCAAGAUUGUAGACUGUGGUGAUGCCCCCUUGACUGUUCUCGACAAUACUGUCGCGCUCCGACAGCUUGGAAAGGCGCAUCAGGUGACUUCCUCUCGAAGAGCCAAUUCAACAGAAUACACUGUGCCACGAAUCAUCACGCUGGGUGGGGAUCAUACAACAACCUUGCCAGCUCUAAGAUCUACGUUCCAACACUGGGGGGCUGUGUCCGUAAUACACUUCGAUUCGCAGCCAAUGGAUAGGGAUCCCGAGCUUUUGGGAGGCGGACUCUCUCACUACUCAGGUGUCAACCACGGAACAUUCUUCAACGCAGCGCACACGAAGAGGGUCUUGUCCUCAAUUCGUCCAUCCACGCUGGAAUUCGAGCGCCAGUAUUGAACAAGAAAUAUGAUCUCAAAAAUGACAAAGCGUGCGGGUUCCAUAUCUUGACCGCACGAGAUCUUGACAAGUUUGGAAUGCCGGCCUUCGUGCAAAAAAUCAAAGAUCGAGUCCAGGACACGAAGGUCUACAUCACGGUAGAUAUCGACUCUCUGGACCCAGCAUUUGCGCCUGCCACUGGUACCGCGGAGCCAGGAGGUUGGACGACACGAGAACUGCUCACUAUACUAGACUCGCUUCAAGGCCUUAAUGUCAUUGGGGCUGAUGUUGUAGAAGUCGCACCUAUCUAUGAUAACCCUGGCGAGACCACAACUCUUGCUGCGGCUGAGAUUGUGCGGUCUUUGAUCCAGCUUAUGGUCGAUGCUCCUGUGGCACCGUCCAAUGCAGUGCAACAUGGCGAGCAGUGA
Molecule: messenger RNA, 1130 nt
Organism: Cercospora beticola
Lineage: Eukaryota; Fungi; Ascomycota; Dothideomycetes; Mycosphaerellales; Mycosphaerellaceae
Source: RefSeq, a predicted model, not a curated record